Jaculus jaculus (lesser Egyptian jerboa) is the source of this 1075-nucleotide messenger RNA. It is a transcript of the gene Timmdc1, whose product is annotated as translocase of inner mitochondrial membrane domain containing 1. The record is from RefSeq and is a predicted model, not a curated record. Bases 1 to 828 code for a protein of 275 amino acids. Gene Ontology annotation, cellular component: mitochondrion. Lineage: Eukaryota; Metazoa; Chordata; Mammalia; Rodentia; Dipodidae. The transcript is spliced from 7 exons.
AUGGACGCGCCCCCGGCGGCGCCCCGCCGCAUCCUCGGCCGGGCCCUGGCUCCCUUUCCCCGGGUCUGGGCCGCCGAGUCCGGAGCCUUGCUGGAGACUCCCAAGCGGCCCCCCAACGAGCCGGAAUCCGGAUGGGCCCGCCUCCGGGAGCUGUUUGUCAAAGAUGAACAACAGAGACUUUCCAGGGAACUUGAAUAUAUUCUUAAGGCAGCUGCUUCGGCAGGCAUCAUUGGCUGGGCGUAUGGAGGCAUACCAGCUUUUAUUCACGCAAAACGACGCUACGUUGAGCAAAGCCAAGCUGAAUUGUACCACAGUCGGUUUGAUGCUGUGCAAAGCGCCCAUCGUGCUGCCACACGAGGCUUCAUUCGCUAUGGCUGGCGCUGGAGCUGGAGGACAGGACUGUUUGUAACUAUAUUCAACACAGUGAACACUGGGCUAACUGUAUACCGUAAUAAAAGCUCUCUGAGCCAUUUUGUCAUUGCAGGAGCUGUCACAGGAGGUCUUUUCAGAAUAAAUUUAGGACUUCGAGGCCUGGUAGCUGGUGGUAUACUUGGAACCUUGUUGGGCUUGCCUAUGGGAAGCUUGUUGAUGGCACUUCAGAAGUACCAUGGUGAGACCGUUCAGGAGAGGAAAGAGAAGGACCGGAAGGCACUUCAUGAGCUGAAACUGGAGGAGUGGAAAACCAGACUGAAAGUCACUGAACUUCUCCCUGAAGAAAUUGAAAGCAGCUUACAGAAAAAUCAACCCGAGGAUGAUGUUAAGAAAAUUGAAACACUCCUCAGCCUUCCUAGAAACCCUUCAUCAUCAGCUGAGCAAAACAAGGACUGAACAUGCUUGACCUUCAAACUCAGAGUGCUACAGGGAGCCAUGUAUCUGGCAUUGCCAAAGCCAGGCCUCUGUCAGCCUCUGAUAGAUACGAGUUCUCACACAUGUGAUGGUGGUGACUUGCUCCUACCUUUAAAGAAAUCAAGAAUGGGGGUGGGUGUGUUGGUACACACCUUUAAUUCCAGCACUCAGGAGGCAGAAGUAGGAGGAUUGUCAUGAGUUCAAGGCCACCCUGAGACUACAUAGUGAA